This is a messenger RNA of Pyricularia grisea, 2941 nucleotides long. RefSeq lists its product as uncharacterized. Gene Ontology annotation, cellular component: Golgi apparatus; endoplasmic reticulum. The coding region runs from base 642 to 2567 and encodes 641 amino acids. Gene Ontology annotation, molecular function: protein-cysteine S-palmitoyltransferase activity. The record is from RefSeq and is a predicted model, not a curated record. NCBI's taxonomy places the organism in Eukaryota, Fungi, Ascomycota, Sordariomycetes, Magnaporthales, Pyriculariaceae. The transcript has 2 exons. Gene Ontology annotation, biological process: peptidyl-L-cysteine S-palmitoylation; protein targeting to membrane.
UUUGGCUUAACAAGGCUUUUCCUUCGUCUUCCACGAACAAGGUCCAUAUUUUCGAUUCUUCAACACGUUCAUUUUUUUUUUUUCGAUACCGCGUCGCUCUUUCGUUUUUUGUUUUUUUGAAUUGCACAUAUUGGCGAUUUUUGAACUCUCCAACUCGUUCGACGCCUUAUUGCGAUCCCGUACACCCUCCGAAUUGCGAUUCUUGGCAAGCUAGAAAGGCGCACUUUAGUACUGGGAAAACAAACUUGGGGGGCCCGACGUAGAUCGCCACGACAACGCCUCUGUACGCGCCGGUCUGCGUACAAUUUUCACGAGCUCCGACUAUUGCAACCGCCAGCUACAAUAAUUUCCGAUUCGAAAUAUUUCGACCUCUACCGACCCGACGAUAAUUCAAGAGGGAAAUCGCUACAGCAUACAAGAUAUGCACGCCAAGCAACUCUUCACCAACUUAUAACAGUUUUCUAUACCUAAACAUAUUUUACUUUUGUGUUCGAGUACACUUGUGCGUGUGUCCGAGUCGGGCAAAGCGAGGAAAAGGUGUUGUGUGACUGGAAACAUAGUCCUCGACGCCCGAGGUGCGGCUUGGAAAAGAGAGCAUAAGCGGAUAAUCGAGGGGCUCGUCGGCUUGUCUCUGCUUCAAAAUGGCUGGACCACCUAGUAUCAUUUCUUCCCGGAUGACGGAUGUUAACUCCGACGACGAAGGCACCAAGGAGGCACCAAGCUCCAACGGAAAUCGUCGUAGCCAGUUGGAGAACCUCUCACGGCCAGGGACCGCAAGAACCGGGCUCUCCUCGAAAACUCAAAAUCAACCCCUACGCCAUGCCCUGGGCAAGCGCACGAGCGCUGCCGCAAGCAGCAUAGCGAGCGGGCGUCCUGGGAGUUCUCUAAGUCGGAGUCACGUCCCGUCGCUUACAUCACACGCUUUCUUCCAUCCCAUGAGCUCUCAGAAGCUUCAGGCUCAAAGAAGCGGGACUCGACCUACGAUGUUGCUCCGGCAGCAGAGUCGUGGCGACAUCGAGCUGUCCCGCGAUGGGCGCAGCGUCACUCGCCAGAGUGUCACGUCGGAUUUCACCAACCCGCAGAUGAUGUCACGCCUGGCUCAGUCGCAUUCGGCUUACGAUAAUGAACAACUGCGGCCACCAGGGUCACGUGGAACCGAGGUGACCGAUCUUGAUGGAGGAGCGGACAGGGUUACCGCAAACACCAGCCCAACUUACGGUCACUAUCCGACUGGUAGCUUGUCGGAGAGCGUGCGACCGCUCCAGAAGAAGCCUGGUGAGGGCAGGAACAACAGUCUCACUGUUCGUGUGGAUAGGAACUACAAGUCAAGGGACAAUCUCCCCACUCCGGUUAGGACUCCCCGCUCCUUCCGCUCCAGCUUCAUGCUUCCGACACGGAAUGGCUCACCGCAGACCGGUGCGAACCGGGACAUUCAGGGCGGCGAGAAGCUCGAGUCUGUUGCUUCCACUCCUCAACUCAGCCCAGCCGAUGCCGUAGCAGCGACAGCAAACGAUUCGAAUGCGGAAAAGAUGGCCAUCGCCGUUGGUCGAAACUUUGAGUUUUUUGAGGGCAACACUGUCUUCUGUCUGGGUGGCCGCUUCCAAAACACCCGGUCGACACCUGUCAACAUCGCUACCGGAUCUCUUGUUGUCAUCCCUUCGGCUCUAUGGUUCGCAUUCAGUGCGCCGUGGCUCUGGGAUAACGUCUCGCCCGCAGUUCCCAUAACCUUUGCAUAUCUCUUUUAUAUCUGUAUUUCCUCGUUCAUACACGCAUCUGUGUCGGAUCCAGGGAUCCUACCGAGGAACUUGCAUCAGUUUCCUCCCCCAGACGAAAACGACGAUCCGCUACGACUGGGACCACCAACUACGGACUGGACACUAAUAAGAUCUGCCGAGAGCUCGACGUCAGCAAUGGAGGUCCCAACCAAGUACUGCAGGACAUGCAACAUCUGGCGGCCACCGCGCACACACCAUUGCCGCCUUUGCGACAACUGCAUCGAGACUGCUGACCACCACUGCGUUUGGCUCAACAACUGUGUGGGACGCCGCAAUUACCGGUACUUCUUCGCAUUCGUCACAUCUACCACCCUACUCUCCAUCUACCUUCUCGCAUCUUGCCUAGGGCAGAUAACAACAUACGCUAGUCUGGAGAACGUAUCUGUUGGACAAGCCAUCGACCACUUCCGCGUACCUUUUGCUUUAGUAAUCUAUGGGUUCCUAGGGUUUUUGUACCCUGCCGCCCUGAUGUUCUACCACAUAUUUUUGAUGGCACGCGGCGAGACGACAAGGGAGUUCCUCAACUCUCAUAAAUUCUUGAAAAAGGACCGGUACAGGGCCUUCACCCAGGGCAACUGGGUCAAGAACUGGAUCGUGGUGCUCUGCAGGCCUCGGCCGCCCACAUAUUACCGCUUCAAGGAGAAAGCGGUUCAAGGUGAUCAGAGACUUGCGGCGACGAAGAGAUCGGAGCUCCGACGGGCCGAAACCAAGGAGGGCAUGGAGAUGCAAGAUGUCGGGCCUGCAAGCGUAGGGUUUCAAGGGCCGACUUCCCGAGCCGCGGCUGCAGCAUGACGUCUCGUGAUGCACACAAACUUUUCACGUCAUUCAUUUUAUCUUUGUUCCCUAUUCAACCCAUCUGUUUUAUUUCGUGUUUUUUUUUUUUUAUCUCUUUUUCUUUCUUUUUCUUCUGUUCAUGGUUUGCGUUGCCAAGCGACUUAUUCCCUUUUUCUUCCGUUCUUACAUAUGUUUUAUUUGUCAGCUGGAAGAUAAUGCAGGGAAAACUUCCAUGUUCUGGGACAGGAGCUGUAUAUACAUACCUUGGCUGUGCUUGUAAUUUGGAAUGGGUGGCGCAGUGGGAGUGGUGGAAAAUCGAAAGCGCGGCUUGCAAAAUUUCUUUCUGUCUCCUGACUUACUUUUUUUUCCUCUACGAUAAUACAAUAUUGUGU